This is a messenger RNA of Salvia miltiorrhiza (redroot sage), 2625 nucleotides long. RefSeq lists its product as uncharacterized. Gene Ontology annotation, molecular function: chromatin binding. The transcript has 7 exons. Bases 661 to 2433 code for a protein of 590 amino acids. The record is from RefSeq and is a predicted model, not a curated record. NCBI's taxonomy places the organism in Eukaryota, Viridiplantae, Streptophyta, Magnoliopsida, Lamiales, Lamiaceae.
AUGCUCCUGAACAUUCUUCAAACUGAAGAAGACGAAGCCAGCAAGCGACGAAAUAACAAAAAAUUAAAGCCGCCAACACCACCCGCCACCUUUUCUUUUCUUCUUCUUCUUCGCUCUCCGGUGUCAUUUUAACCGCCGAACAUCCUAGUUAUUUUUGUCUUCUUCUUGUUCCGAGCUUGAGGCCGGAUCACUCUUAUCUUAUGUGUGUUAUUCUGCAUUCUGAGUCAAGCUUCUCUUUGCUUCAUCUAUUCCCGAAUUUUGCACAAUCGCCUUUCAGGUACGCUGAGUUUUCAUUCGUCAUCUCGUGGAAUAAACGGCCAAGUCCAUUGUUGGUAUUAAUCAAACACUCCAUCUUUUUAGUUAGUUCAGAAAAAUUGAAGGCUGCUCCUUUCUUAGACGCCGUGGGCUUUAUUAUCUAAUUACUUUUACUUUUGGCUCUGCAUUUUAUUAAUCAGGAAUUUCUUAGUGUUUUAUGGGAUUUUUCAACCAAUAUCAUCCUACUGAUUAAGCUAAAUUUCUGAACGGUCAAGCAUAUUUCACCACUACUGAAAUUCAUGUCCUUUAUUAAAUGAUCUCUUGUUCUUUGCGUUAUUCUUGAUUGGGAUUUUGUGUUGAAAUAAUGUUUUGCUUCCUACACUGCCUCCUUGAUGUGGUGAGAGGAUGGGAAGAGCGUGUGAUUUCUCAGAGAAAGGGCAGCCGCAUUGUUCACUUUACCUUAAGGGACUCUACUGGGAGUUACCUCCUUGUUGUGGUCGGGGUAGAGAGGAAUGCAAAUUGUAUAAUCUAUUUGCCGACUGGGGACUACUUACGAGCCUUUGGGUCCACGAGCCUGGAACAAGGUGGAAAUCAAGAAAAAGUGUCAUCAAGUUUCUCACAUCAGUGACCUCAGGAAGCAGCUCAAUCUUUGCAGAUUCAAAUUGGAUUCUGCAAAUCUACCUGUUUUCCGUCGGCUUACUCAGUGAGCUUGGCUUGGGUAAAGAUCAGCAGAGAAUGGAAACAACACAGCAUCUGAAACAUCUUUUAUACCUGAUGACUCGUUUCUCCCAGCGUAGUGGCCCCGUGGGUGAGGAGAUACAACUGGUGGCAAAAGAAUCAGAAAUUUUGUGGUUAGGCGAAGCUUGGAUAUGCAGCAAGCAGCUGAAGCAUUAUCCAGCUUUUUGCAGGAAUGAAACUAAGAUACCUGUACAUUCAGUAGUAUGGAUCUUGGGUGGAAGGGAAAAAGACUACCUUGGUUAUGUAGAAGACAUGUAUGAGACCCUUCAGGGGGAAAAAAUGGUACGAGUGCGAAGAUUUCUUUUCCAUGAGGACAUCAAGCAUCUGAUACCUGAGCUAUGUUCCGAGUCUAGAGAAGUUUUCAUCACUUCAACUGAGGAGCAUCUUAGUGCAAAAGAUAUUGAUGGUCUAGCUUCGGUUUUGGCACCUAGUCAUUUUAAGAAGUGUGAUGAAGUUCUUCCCCUUAGUUUGUCGUUUAAAAAUUUUAUGUGCCAUAGAGAAUUUAAAAAGAAAAGUGUCAGCGCAUUCAACUUCACUGAAUUUUGUGGCUACUCUGCGCAACCUGUACUCACCUCUCUGAAAUAUUACAUCCCCGGGCCAAGUGAUGGUAGAGAAAAUUCGACUGAAGAAGUAGAUGAAUGUGGUCCUCAGAGCGAAGCAACCAAAACUUGUAAGAGAAUUAAGAUCCUCAGUGUGGAUCAAACUGUCUCAGGAGGUGAUGAUGGUUUGAACGAUUUAGCUAAGGAUAAUCAAUCUGCAAAAUGUGGACCUGCUCAUCAGUGCUCAAAAAUCAAAUUGGCAAACUUGGGGCCUGUAAAAAAUAAGCCUGUGACUCAGCCACAGAAUCAAAUGUUGCCUAAUGUUAAUGAAAAUAUUGAGCUUCUUUGUCAGGAUAGUGGUAUGCGAGGCUGCUGGUUAAGGUGCAAGAUAUUACGCUCAUCAACAAAGCUUCUGAAAGUUCAAUAUUAUGAUGUGACAGAUUGUGGUGGACCUGGAAAACUGGAGGAAUGGGUGGCGGCAGGCAGAGAAGCAGCUAAUGAUAGAUUGGGUGUGAGGUGUGCGGGGCGCCUUACAGUGAGGCCAUGGCCUAGCUGGGAUUCAUCAGAUGCAAGGUUUGAAGUAGGGGCAGCAGUAGAUGCAUGGUGGUGCCGUGGCUGGUGGGAAGGUGUUGUGAUUGGUUUCGGCGCAUCUGAUAAAAGUAGCCUUCAAGUUUACUUCCCAGGUGAGAACAAAUUCAUGAGUGUGGAGAGGAGGAAUGUGAGAGCUUCAAAGGAUUGGAUGGACAAAAAAUGGGUGGAUAUAAUGGCAAAGCAUGAUAUACUUGCAGUGUUAACAUCAUGGCUGAAUCCCAUGCCAAAAGUGUCGCUUCCCAAGAGUUCCGGCAAGCAAGAAAGCCAUGGAAGAGCUGCGCUUACAGAAAUUGUUGAGACUCAAAGAUGAUGCCAAAUGCCUAGUCAGAAGCAGUACAACUGCUGCUGCUGCGGUUGUACAUAGUGGUACAUAACAUUACAUGUUGUUGUAUUUGUAAAUUGCAACUCCCUUAUCUUUUCUCUUCAAUUUUGCUAUAUUGUUAUGGAAACUUACUCUUCUUCCAUUUCUUUCAUUGUUAUUGUGAAACCGUUUAUGUCCAAA